Molecule: messenger RNA, 534 nt
Organism: Ilex paraguariensis (yerba mate)
Lineage: Eukaryota; Viridiplantae; Streptophyta; Magnoliopsida; Aquifoliales; Aquifoliaceae
Source: the annotation of a GenBank genome assembly
AUGGCAAUGAGUAAACUCACCAUUGUCAUCUCCUUGCUCCUGCUCUCAAUGGCCUUCCCCUCCAUAACCGCCUCCGAAGAACUCCCAACCAAAACUGUGGAGAAGCGUGUAGUUGUAGUGGUGGAAGGCAUGGUCUACUGCCAAAAAUGUGAGCACUUUGGAACAUGGUCUCUGGCAGGAGCUGAGCCAGUCCCGGCUUCUAAAAUAAGUGUUAUCUGCAAAGACCACAAAAAUCGAGUCAGCUACUAUAAGGCAUUCGAAACAGAUGCACAUGGGUACUUCUAUGCCCAGCUUGAAGGCUUCAAGAUGAGCCAUUACUUAUUGGAUCAUCCGCUCCACUCGUGCCAUGUGAAUCUUGUUUCAUCCCCUCUUAAAACCUGCAACCUUUUGUCCAAUGUUAAUUAUGGACUCAAUGGCUCCCCUCUCCGUUAUGAAAAUAAGAGCUUACAAGGAAAUAAUUAUGAGGUUGUGGUUUUUGCAGCAGGACCCUUAGCUUUCCGUCCAUCACAUUGCGCUCCAAGCACUCUACCAUAA